AUGGCAGACCAUUCGCCAUGGCUGCAAAAGCCCUUCAACAUUGCCGCUACUCUUCUGCGGCGGCGCAAGUUGCAGAAUCAGAAACAGAAGCACUCAAGGACUACGCAGAUUACAGGAGGUCCCUUUAUGGCCACAUCACUCACAAGGCGCUUCUUGUUGAUGCUGUUGGCACUCUUGUUCUCCCUUCUCAGCCCAUGGCCGAGAUAUAUAGGACAAUUGGGGAGAAAUAUGGAGUGGAGUACUCUGAGGAUGAAAUAUUGCAUAGAUACAGAAGAGCUUAUAGUCAACCUUGGGGCAAAUCUCGUCUCAGAUAUGUUAAUGAUGGUAGGCCAUUCUGGCAAUACAUAGUUAGCUAUUCCACCGGCUGUUCGGAUUCUCAAUACUUUGAAGAACUUUAUAACUACUAUAUGACAGACAAGGCAUGGCAUCUUUGUGAUCCUGAAGCAGAAAAAGUGUUUAAUGCUCUUAGAAAAUCUGGUGUCAAAUUGGCUAUUGUAUCGAAUUUCGACACUCGACUGAGACCUGUCCUGCGGGCAUUGAAUUGUGAAAAUUGGUUUGAUGCAGUAGCAGUAUCUGCCGAGGUUGCAGCUGAGAAGCCAAAUCCAACCAUAUUUCUUAAAGCAUGUGAACUACUGGGCGUAAACCCCGAGGAUGCUGUUCAUGUUGGCGAUGAUCGUAGAAAUGAUGUCUGGGGUGCAAGAGAUGCAGGCUGCGAUGCUUGGCUUUGGGGAAGUGAUGUUCACUCCUUUAAAGAGGUAGCUCAGAGGAUUGGAGUGCAGGUCUGAAAAGUAAUCUCCUUGCAAUAAGUUGAAGAAUGUUAUACAUAUGUAGAGUCUUUUAGGGUUGAGAUAUAAGGGUGUAAAUGUUCUGCUCUUUUUAUCAAUGUGUGUAUAAUAAUGUAUGUAAAAAACUAAAAAAGAGAUGAUCCUGUUAACUCAGUGAAAUCCAGAAAUUAGUGUAGGGUAAGUUAAAAGCAUAUUUGUGUUCACUUUUGACAUUGCAAUUCAAAUGCGUUUGGACAUAAA
Messenger RNA from Arachis ipaensis, 1025 nucleotides. Its product is annotated as Haloacid dehalogenase-like hydrolase (HAD) superfamily protein. Lineage: Eukaryota; Viridiplantae; Streptophyta; Magnoliopsida; Fabales; Fabaceae. The record is from RefSeq and is a predicted model, not a curated record.